This is a messenger RNA of Trematosphaeria pertusa, 3126 nucleotides long. Its product is annotated as coatomer subunit gamma. Gene Ontology annotation, molecular function: structural molecule activity. The transcript is spliced from 6 exons. Lineage: Eukaryota; Fungi; Ascomycota; Dothideomycetes; Pleosporales; Trematosphaeriaceae. The coding region runs from base 173 to 2920 and encodes 915 amino acids. The record is from RefSeq and is a predicted model, not a curated record. Gene Ontology annotation, cellular component: COPI vesicle coat; endoplasmic reticulum; endoplasmic reticulum-Golgi intermediate compartment. Gene Ontology annotation, biological process: endoplasmic reticulum to Golgi vesicle-mediated transport; intra-Golgi vesicle-mediated transport; protein secretion.
CCGAACCCAGCUCCUCGCUCCCCCGGACGCCGCAACUGCGACGAAAUUCCCUACGCCGAGUCUAGCAUUGCGUUGUUCAAGGCUGGCGAAAGGCCACGUUUGGCGGAGUAAGAGAAGGGCGAUACCACACAAUUGAGCGAGGGCUCGCGGCGAGAGUCGUGACUCGGGCAAGAUGGACAAGAAGCAUGAGGAUGUCGGUGGGGUCGCGCAGAUUGACAAGACAUCUGUAUUCCAGGAAGCACGAGUCUUCAAUCAGAGCCCUAUCUCGCCUCGGAAAUGCAGAGUGAUAUUGACUAAGCUGGCAUUACUGCUCUUCACCGGCGAGAGCUGGGGGAGGCAGGAGGCUACGACACUCUUCUUCGGCAUCUCAAAACUCUUCCAAAACAAAGAUGCCUCCCUCCGUCAGAUGGUGUACCUUGUCAUUAAGGAACUCGCUGGCUCCGCAGACGACGUUAUCAUGGUUACGUCCUCGAUAAUGAAAGAUACGUCCGUCGGCAGCGAUGUCGUAUAUCGCCCAAACGCCAUCCGCGCCCUCUGCCGGGUUAUUGACGCCUCCACCGUCCAAGCCAUUGAACGUCUCGUCAAGACAUGCAUAGUGGACAAGAACCCCUCGGUCGCUUCCGCUGCGCUAGUGUCGUCAUACCACCUCCUUCCGGUCGCAAGAGACGUUGUGCGGAGAUGGCAGUCUGAAGCCCAGGAAGCAGCAUCAGGCAGCAAAUCCGGAGGUGGCUUUUUGGGUGGUUUUGGGGGCAGCUCGCAUAGCGCCCUUCAAGCCAGCACAAACUACAUGACGCAGUAUCAUGCCAUUGGAUUGCUAUACCAGAUGAGGGCGGGUGAUAGGAUGAGCUUGCAAAAGAUGCUGCGGGACUACUCCAACCCCGGUGUUGUGAAGAGCCCUGCUGCCACCGUCUUCCUAGUUAGGAUCGCAGCAAAGCUUGCGGAGGAAGACCCGAACCUGCGCAAGCCCAUGAUGCAACUCCUCGACGGCUGGCUGCGCCACAAGUCCGAAAUGGUCAACUUCGAAGCAGCAAAGGCCAUCUGCGACAUGCGCGACGUUACCGAGGGCGAACUUGUACAAGCAGUACAUGUCCUCCAGCUCUUCCUCACCUCUCCUCGUGCGGUCACCAAAUUCGCUGCUCUAAGGAUAUUGUCGACCAUGGCAUCUUUCAAGCCAGAUGCAGUCCGAUCUUGCAACCAGGACAUUGAGGCGCUUAUUACCAAUUCAAACCGCAGCAUUGCUACCUUCGCCAUCACGACGCUGCUGAAAACGGGCAACGAGUCGUCGGUUGACAGACUUAUGAAACAGAUCACCGGCUUCAUGGCUGAAAUCACUGACGAAUUCAAGGUCACCAUUGUCGAAGCGGUUCGCACAUUAGCACUCAAGUUCAAAGCCAAACAGUCCGGCUUCCUCGCCUUCCUCAGCGGCAUCCUGCGCGACGAAGGUGGUUAUGAGUUCAAGAGGGCAGUGGUUGAGGCGAUAAUGGACCUGAUCCGAUUCGUGCCGGAAGCGAAAGAAGACGCUCUAGCAACGCUCUGCGAAUUCAUCGAGGACUGUGAGUUUACCAAACUGGCUGUCAGGAUACUCUUCGUUCUUGGCAGGGAAGGACCGUCGACACCACACCCGACAAAGUACAUCCGGUACAUCUACAACCGAGUGGUGCUGGAGAACGCUAUUGUUCGAGCCGCUGCCACGUCUGCUCUCGCCAAGUUUGGUGUUGGCCAGAAGGACCCAGAGAUCAAGAAAUCUGUCCACGUGCUUCUUACUCGAUGUCUUGACGACGUUGAUGACGAAGUCCGAGAUCGCGCAGCUCUCAACCUUCGGUUAAUGGAUCAGGACGACGAUUUGGCCGUAACUUUCGUCCGCAACGACUCCAUGUACUCGCUGCCUGUGCUCGAGCAUCAGCUUGCCAUUUACGUCAGUUCUGACUCACGCGACACCUUCGAACACGCCUUCGACAUCUCCAAGAUACCCACCGUGUCCCGGGAGCAGGCAGAUGCGGCAGACCUCACAAAGAAGACCGAAGGCUCCACACCCACUCUUAAGGCACCCAGCGCUGCCAAGGCACCUACGAAAGCAGGUGCCGAUGCCGCUGCAUCAGCGACCGCGGCGGCGCAGCAGUAUGCUGCAGAAUUGCAGAAGAUCCCAGAAUUGGCGGCCCAUGGUGGGGUGCUCAAAUCAAGCAGCGUGGUCGAGCUCACUGAAUCCGAGACGGAAUACGUCGUCUCUGCUAUCAAGCACAUUUUCAAGGACCACGUGGUUAUCCAGUACAACAUCAAGAAUACUCUCCCAGACACCGUUCUAUUAGACGUGGAAAUGGUCGUCACGCCAGAAGACGAUGGGGAUGUCCAGCUAGAGGAGGAAUUCAUUAUUCCCGCCCCUAAACUCCCUACGAACGAGCCCGGUACGGUCUACGUCUCCUUUAAGCGCCUGGAGACCGAAUCACAGUUCAUCGCCACCUCCUUCACGAACGUGCUCAAGUUCACCAGCAAGGAGAUAGAUCCAAGCACGGGUGAGCCGGAAGAGGGUGAGGGUUACCCUGAUGAGUACCAGGUCGAAGACUUGGACGUCAAUGGCGCGGACUAUGUCGUCCCUGCUUAUGCAGGCAGUUUCGACAAUGUCUGGGAGCAGUCGAACGGCGAUUCGGCAAUAGAGACAUUGCAACUGAGCAAUAUAAAGAGCAUAUCUGAUGCUACCGAACAGCUAACAAAGACCCUUUCGCUCCAACCACUCGAAGGCACAGAUGUCCCCAUGUCCAAUUCGACACAUACACUCAAGCUGUAUGGCAAGACGGUUACUGGUGGCAAGGUUGCUGCUAUGGUGCGGAUGGCUUUCAGUGCUAAGACCGGCAUCACAAUGAAGAUCGAAGCGCGGAGCGAGGAAGAGGGUGUGGCGGCAUUGGUUGUGGGUAGCGUGGCAUAAUUUGUCUCCUUAUUACAUUUUGGGACUAGUUUGGAGCGAGGCAUAGGAGCCGCACCAUGAGCAAUGAGCACGAGCCCCUGUAUGAGAGGCUGUUUUGUAACGCCUUUGUAGGCCAGCCCGGAGUCGCGCGCAAGAUAGUAGGAUUCAAAAGGAAUGAUAACACUUAUGAAGUUCACUCGUAUCCUUCACACGCUUGCGCAGAUGCC